Messenger RNA from Rosa rugosa (rugosa rose), 1884 nucleotides. RefSeq lists its product as uncharacterized. The coding region runs from base 1 to 1884 and encodes 627 amino acids. Gene Ontology annotation, molecular function: RNA-DNA hybrid ribonuclease activity; nucleic acid binding. The transcript has 7 exons. The record is from RefSeq and is a predicted model, not a curated record. Lineage: Eukaryota; Viridiplantae; Streptophyta; Magnoliopsida; Rosales; Rosaceae.
AUGGGUGACAAACGUGCUGCUCCAGUUACCAACGCUGAUCUGGAUGCUCUUAUCGCAACCUUUACCAUCACCAUAACUGCUAUGAAUACUAAUGUGACUGCUCAGAUGGGAGAUUUUUGUGCGUUGUUGGAAGGGAGAAAUAAUAACUACAACAACCGGAAUAGAGGCGGGGAACACAACGUGAUAGGGCUCCACAUGGUGUUGGUGGAGUUAUUGACAAUUCUGAAUCUGAAUCCGAAUCCGAAGAAGAAAUUAUGCAACCUGAAUAACAAGAUGAGCAUGGAGGAAUUACUGGAUUGGUUUUUUGAGGUUGAGAGGUUCUUCAAUCUAAUCGAUGUCCCGGAGAAUAAGCAAGUUAAGAUGGUUUCUCGGAAGCUGAAGAACGAUGCUGCUUAUUGGUGGUAUCAGUCGCACAUUUGGAUUCAAAAUGUUCUGCAAUCAGCUAGACUGUCUGUGUCAGUUAAUGGGACACCUUGUGGGUUCUUCAACUGCUCUAGAGGGGUUCGUCAGGGGGACCCUUUAUCCCCUCUUCUUUUCUGCCCUGCAGAAGAGGUUCUCAGCAGGGGGCUUGGUGAUCUAGUGAGUAGGGGAAAAAUCAAGAGCAUCGCUGCCCCUAAGAAGCUGCAACCUCCUUCCAAUGUCUUAUAUGCAGACGACGUGAUGAUUUUUAUGCAGGGUAACUCCAGGGGGCUACGGGCCCUAAACAGGUUUCUUCAAGAAUAUGCAGCAAACUCAGGGCAGGUCUAUCAUUGGCCACGUGAAUUACUAAAGAAAGUGCAAGGCUGGAUGCGCAAUUUUUACUGGUCUAGGGAUCCUCUGAAGAAGGGCGCUGCUUUGGUUGCUUGGAAGAAUUGUUGCUUGCCUAAAGAUUGUGGAGGGCUUGGUCUAAAAAAUAUUUUCACUUUAAAUCGCUCUCUUCUUCUUAAGCGAUGUUGGGAAAUGAUCGUCUGUCUGGACCGGUCUGCUGCAAUUAUGGUCUGUAUUAUUAUCAAACUUGAGAUGGCAGAUCGUGUUGGUGAUUAUAUUGUGCAGAAUCAAUGGGUCCUUCCAUUAGAGUUUCUUGAGAACUUUCCAGAAGCUUCUAAUGAUAUUAUGAAGAUUGACAUUCCAGAGGCUGUUUUGGAGGAUACUGUGAUCUGGCCUACUACUUCGUCUGGUUCCUUGACUGCAGCAGAGGCUUAUACUUUUCUUUCGGACCUGAAUGCUCCUCUUGAGUGGGGAAAGGCUAUAUGGCACAAAGCAUUGCAACCCCGAAAAAGCAUUGUUUGUUGGAAAGUUUUCCAUCACAAAAUCUUGGUUGAUGAAAUUAUGCAGCGCAGAGUGCCGGUUUAUUCAUUGUUGGGAGUCUCUCCACUCAGAGCAAAGGCCCCAAAGUUUAUACCAGUGGUUUGGGAGGCUCCUCCCUCAGGUUGGAUAAAGGUAAAUACGGAUGGUUCAUUUUCAGGCACUACAAGAGCAAGUUUUGGGGGUGUGUUCAGAGAUUCUGAGGGGCUUUUUCUUGGGGGCUUCUCAUAUAAUGCUACGGUGCCAAGUGCUAUUGAUGCUGAGGUUCUCGCGAUUAUUGAAGCAAUUAAUGUUGCUUUGGUCCGUCGCUGGACUCACAUUUGGUUGGAAACGAACUCAAUACUAGCACUACGAUACUUCAAGAACCCUGGUUUAAUACCAUGGAGAUUGCGUACCUCAUGGUUGAAUUGUUUACACAAGGUUAGUCAGAUCACUUUCAGAAUGACACAUAUCUUUAGAGAAGGGAAUGCUUUAGCUGACAAAUUUGCCCGUUAUGGAGCCUCAAAUGUUGGUGCAGUCUGGUGGAGAACCUUACCCUCUUCCUUUCUAGCAGAGUUUGGUAGAGACUUGUCUUCAAGAAUUAAUUAUCGCUUUUCUUAG